AUGGCUCUUUCGCUGCGUGGCGACUUUUGGGGAGGUUCAGCCGACACGUCAACGGUCCUGUCGUUUCAGAUUUCUAGGGAUGUGAUGAAUGCGAGAGAGAUCUUUGCAGGGCAGCAGACAUAUUAUGUGGCCGUAGCACCCGGUGUCGACUUGGCGUUGAUGGCUGCCAUGUGUAUAUGCUUGGACGAGAUGAAGAACGAACGGUAG
Molecule: messenger RNA, 207 nt
Organism: Cryptococcus wingfieldii CBS 7118
Lineage: Eukaryota; Fungi; Basidiomycota; Tremellomycetes; Tremellales; Cryptococcaceae
Exons: 2
Coding region: 1-207 (68 amino acids)
Source: RefSeq, a predicted model, not a curated record